UUGUAACACAACGGGGCCAGAGACGAGCUGUGGGAUGGAAAAGGCGGAGGGCGGCGGUUCUCCCGCACAUCCAGGCGUGGGACGACGUGCUGCAGCGCUGUCUCUUACUCUGCUACUCAUUCAGGCCUGUGCGUCUGGUGACGUGGCCGCUGUCGUUGACCUGGUCUCGGGAAGAAUGCCGACCCUUUCGCCAGUGACGAGUCAGGUCGCACGCCGCUCGGAGUCGCCUGCGAGGCCGGCCACAUCGAGGUGAUCAAGUUUCUGAUGGAGAGAGACAAGGAAGGACUAGCUGUUAGGGGAGCAGGCGGGACCACUCCACUCCAUGUCGCUGCCAAGGGAGGUCACAUUGAGGUGGUCAAGUAUUUGAUAGAUGAACAAGGAAUGGACCCUUCUUGUGAAGAUGAAGACGGAUUCACUCCUCUUGACUGUGCACGGACAAACAAAAUGAGGAAGUUUCUGCUUAGCCGUGGAGGGAGAGGCUCAAAGACGUACAGAUCUCGUCGCCACCGGUUCACCGAGCUACCCUCUCUCCCUCUACCUGAGACCCCAAGCCCAGCCUUACCUGUCCAUGAAUAG
Molecule: messenger RNA, 576 nt
Organism: Geodia barretti
Lineage: Eukaryota; Metazoa; Porifera; Demospongiae; Tetractinellida; Geodiidae
Source: the annotation of a GenBank genome assembly